AUGGGGGAGGCUCCGGUGACGGAGCUGGAUGCGGUGCUGGGUGGCGGCAGCUGGGCCGUGGGGGUGAGCUUUGAGGGUCCCCCCCCACCCACCGGCCCCAUCCGCCUGGGGAGGAACGCCUGCUACGUCGUCCUGGCCGUGCUCUUCAACGAGGAGGAUGCGGUGCUGCUAGUACAGGAGGCCAAGCCCGAGUGCCGCGGGAGGUGGUACCUGCCGGCCGGGAGGAUGGAGCCCGGCGAAAGCAUCGUGGCCGCCAUGCGGAGGGAGGUGAAGGAGGAGACGGGGCUGGAGUGUGAACCCCUCACCUUGCUGGCGUUGGAGGAGAGGGGGCCGGGGUGGAUCCGCUUCGCCUUCCUCGCGCGCCCCACCGGCGGGACCUUGAAGACCCUGGAAGAGGCUGACGCCGAGUCCCUGCAAGCAGCGUGGUGGGCUGGGGACCCCUCCGCGCUGCCACUGCGAGCCCCAGACAUCCUGCCCUUGCUGGACCUCGCCGCCCGCUACCGCCGCAGCCCCCCGCACCCCCCCACGCUGCCGCAGGAGCUGCCCUGCGCCCUCAUCUGCUUGCGGCUCCUGGUGGCCUUCGCCAAUGAUGCUGGGGACCUUUGGGUGCUGCUGGGCACAGCUGGGACCCCCCACCUGCCCAUGGUGGCCUGUGGCAUGUCCCUGGCUGAGUUCCACGGGGGUCUUCGCCUGCCUGUGUUGCAGCUGCUGCGGGACUGCCUGCCGCCGGACCCCCACCCGGGACCCCUGGGGCUGCUGGGGCUGCAGCACCGGGCUGAAGGUCCUGGUGGGGCCGACGGUGUUUGCUUCAACAUGCUGCUGAGCAUCCCACCUGGCAGCCCCGGGGCUGCCCCUCCCGAGCCCCGAACCCCCACUUUCUGCUGGUGGCGUGUGGAGGAGGAGAGCCUGAGGGAGAGAAUCCUGCAGCGGCUCCGUGCUGCGGCCACGGUGCCUGUCCGUAGCUAGUGCCCGGUAAGCCCUGGCAGCCCGGCUUUGGGCAUGGGGGGGGGGUCUGGCCAGGACAUAUGGCCAUGGGGGUCCUGCUUGCAGUGCUGAAGCGGGGAGCCCUGGGAUGUGCUGCCUGUGGCCUGGGGGAUGUUCUGGGGCAGAGCACAGUGCCAGAGCAGAAAUAAACCCGGCUGCUGCUUCUUGCA
Molecule: messenger RNA, 1154 nt
Organism: Phalacrocorax carbo (great cormorant)
Lineage: Eukaryota; Metazoa; Chordata; Aves; Suliformes; Phalacrocoracidae
Source: RefSeq, a predicted model, not a curated record